Molecule: messenger RNA, 1955 nt
Organism: Eurypyga helias (sunbittern)
Lineage: Eukaryota; Metazoa; Chordata; Aves; Eurypygiformes; Eurypygidae
Gene: GALNT7
Product: polypeptide N-acetylgalactosaminyltransferase 7
Exons: 11
Coding region: 1-1599 (532 amino acids)
Cellular component (GO): Golgi apparatus
Source: RefSeq, a predicted model, not a curated record
AUGGCCGCAGUACUUUUCCAGAAGAAGCAGCCUCUAGGCUGGACUUUUUUUAGCCCAAGGAAAUUUGAGCCUACAUCUGUAACUCUGGUGGUUGCUAACAGGGAGGCUAUAGGGUCAUCUAGUCCUCAGACCGUGCACCCACCAUCACUUCUGUGGGACCAGGGGGACUUCACCAAAAGCAAGGUGAUGAAUAGGAUACAAACAGGUCCCCCGUGCAAGUACUGGCAUUAUGAUGAUAACCUGCUCACCUCCAGCGUUGUCAUUGUCUUCCAUAAUGAAGGAUGGUCCACACUCAUGAGGACAGUCCACAGUGUCAUUAAGAGAACACCAAGGAAAUACUUGGCAGAAAUUGUCCUGAUUGAUGAUUUUAGCAACAAAGCACACUUAAAAGAGAGGCUGGAUGAGUAUAUUAAGCAGUGGAACGGCCUUGUGAAGGUAUUUCGAAAUGAGAGGAGAGAAGGUUUAAUCCAGGCUAGGAGCAUUGGAGCCCAGAAGGCUAAACUUGGACAGGUUUUGGUUUACCUUGACGCCCAUUGUGAGGUGGGAAUUAAUUGGUACGCGCCACUUAUAGCUCCUAUAUCUAAGGACAGAACUACAUGUACUGUACCUCUAAUAGAUUACAUAGAUGGGAAUGAUUAUUCCAUUGAGCCACAACAAGGUGGGGAUGAAGAUGGUUUUGCCAGAGGGGCCUGGGACUGGAGUUUGCUCUGGAAACGAAUUCCGUUAAGCCACAAGGAAAAAUCCAAACGAAACCAUAAAACUGAGCCUUAUCGGUCCCCCGCCAUGGCAGGCGGAUUGUUUGCCAUUGAACGCGAUUUCUUCUUCGAACUAGGUCUCUACGACCCAGGUCUGCAGAUCUGGGGUGGGGAAAAUUUUGAAAUCUCUUACAAGAUCUGGCAGUGUGGGGGAAAACUGUUGUUUGUUCCCUGUUCUCGUGUUGGACACAUCUAUCGUCUCCAGGGUUGGCAAGGAAAUCCUCCUCCAGUGUAUGUUGGGUCUUCUCCCACCUUAAAGAACUAUGUCAGAGUUGUGGAAGUGUGGUGGGACGAAUACAAAGACUACUUUUAUGCCAGUCGGCCAGAAACAAAAGCGCUACCCUAUGGAGAUAUAUCUGAGCUGAAAAAAUUUCGUGAAGAUCACAACUGCAAAAGUUUUAAGUGGUUUAUGGAAGAAAUAGCAUAUGAUAUAACUUCAUAUUAUCCCUUACCACCUAAAAACGUGGACUGGGGAGAGAUAAGAGGCUUUGAGACUGCUUACUGUAUUGAUAGCAUGGGGCACACCAACGGUGGCUUCGUUGAGCUUGGGCCGUGCCACAGAAUGGGAGGAAAUCAGGUNNNNCGAAUCAAUGAAGCUAAUCAGCUCAUGCAGUAUGAUCAGUGCUUAACGAAAGGGCCGGAUGGAUCCAAAGUUAUGAUCACACACUGUAAUCAGAAUGAAUACAAGGACUGGCAAUACUUCAAGAAUCUGCACAGAUUUACUCACAUUCCGUCAGGGAAGUGCUUGGAUCGCUCCGAAGUCCUCCAUCAAGUUUUCAUUUCAGAGUGUGACUCCAGUAAAGCCACGCAAAAAUGGGAAAUGAACAACAUCCUUAGCGUGUAGACAGACAGAACCCUACCUGCUGACACGUUUGUACAGGACUGAACAUAGCCUGAAAAGUGCUGCAAUUAUUAACGUUGUACAGCUGCGAGCCUCCUGGCUUGGGUGAAGGACGUAGAGGAGCUGUGAUUAUUACAAUAACAUUAUCAUCCGCCGUUAAUGUUUACAGAACUGCUUUACCUUAAUCUCUGUAGAUGUUUACAUCUUUUUUUGUUUUCAGACGUCGGUAAAUUAAUGUGCUGUUAACUGUGUUUCACAGGAACAUGGUUAAAAGUGUUGUCGUCUUCUUUGGGAUUACACUCAGGGGUCUGAAGGCAGUUUUUUUACACACACUUGAAAAGGUUGGAGUAACCAGAUUU